GAUCCGGAUGGCGGUGGAUGGCCUGAGUCACUCACUAGCCUCACCCACAGAACCGCCACAGCACAAACGCACGCUUCGGUUCGCGACACUCAAGCAUGAAUCAUUCCCAUACCGCACCCACAGCCACACCGCCAAACAACAAACUCUCAAUUGCGCCUUACGCUGGCAUAUGUGACUCUUCUACAUCCCUUUAUAAUCCAUAAUACUAUCAGAGGACCGCAUCUACAUUAUUUAUUUUCAACUCGCUAAACUUACCCUUCUCCACCCCCCACUAUAUUAUAUUUCAGCCCCAGUGACGACAUCACUCGCAAUAAAAUUUGUUGCAAGCAUGUCUGGUGAGACGGCGGCACCACAACUACCUCCCGGCCUGACUUCUCCUCCUCGAGGAGGUCGCCGGAGAGGAGGCGGAGGACCACGAGGCGGCAGCAAUUCGGCGUCGAGAGGAGCGGGAGACGGCACACAACGAAACAGCAGAGGAAGAGGCGGACAACGAGGACGAGGGCAAGGCCGAGGAGCAGGAGGACAAGAAGGGCCUCGAGGAUUCGGCGGACAACUCUCUCACGAACCCACAGCAAACGGCACAUCCCCAGCGGCGGCGGCGGCGGCGAACGGCACAGAUGCAGUCGCCGACGCAACCAAGAAGCCCGCGAAAGCUGACAUCCAGGAGGAGGGCGAUGAGGAAGGCGACGGGGAGAUCUGCUUCAUCUGCGCGUCGCCGGUGGUGCACUGGGCCGUAGCGCCGUGCAAUCAUCGCACCUGUCACAUCUGCGCGUUGCGGCUCCGAGCGUUAUACAAGUCAAAGUCGUGCGCACACUGUCGGACGCCCGCGGACCACGUCAUCUUCACGGACGACGGCACGAAGCAGUACCAGGACUUUACGGAUAGCGAAAUCACGCGCAAGGACGACAAUCUGGGCAUACGAUUCGAGGCACAGGAGAUUCUCGAGGACACGGUGCUGCUGUUGAGGUUCAACUGUGCGGAUUCGAGCUGUGAUGUGGCAUGCUUGGGCUGGCCUGAUUUACAUCGGCAUGUUAAGAAUGUUCACCACAAGAUCAUGUGCGAUCUGUGUACGCGCAAUAAGAAGGUGUUUACGCACGAGCAUGAGCUUUUUACACACAACGACUUGCGCAAGCAUCAGCGGUUUGGCGACGACAAUCCGGGCGCGGUAGAUCAGAGCGGGUUUAAAGGGCAUCCGGAGUGUGGGUUCUGUAAGCAGAGAUUCUACGGGGACGAUGAACUGUACACACACUGCAGGGACAAGCACGAGCGUUGCCAUAUCUGCGACCGGCGUAGUGACGGCCGUCUACAGGAGUACUAUGCCAACUACGACUCGCUGGAAGUACACUUCCGGCGGGAUCACUUCCUCUGCCUAGAACAAGAUUGUCUGGACAAGAAGUUUGUCGUGUUCGAGUCGGAGCUGGAUCUGAAGGCGCAUCAACUGGAAAGUCAUCCUCAUGGCUUGUCCAAGGACGCUCGUCGCGAUGCUAGAAGAGUUGACAUGUCAGGGUUUGACUACAGACAGCCACACCAAGAGCCACGGCGAGAAGGACGAGGACGAGGAAGAGGGCGGGGCCGUGACCCGAAUGUUGAGGCGAUUCCACAGUCAUCUGCACAACCGCUGCGACGAGACGAGCUGGCGUACCAGCGACAAAUGGCAAUACACAGUGCACAGUCGGUCAGUUCACGAACGUUUGGCGGGCAACUGAGCGCAGCGCCCACUGCAGCCCAAGCACCUUCUCGAUCGCAAGAGCCUGUGACGGUAACGGCGACACAGCCACGUGGCGCGGCUCGAGCAGACGCCUUCCCAGCAGAAAGCUCUGCACCCACACAACAACCGGCUCGUGAGCUGACACCCCAGGAACAGGCUCGCCAGCUACGUCACAACGCAGUGACGGAGCGGGCAACGAAUCUGUUGAAGGGAGAGCAAGCGAAGAUGGCCGAAUUCAAGACCAAAGUGUCGGCAUACAAAACGGGGGCAGUCAAUGCAUCGGAGCUUAUCGACUCGUUCUUCGUGCUCUUCGACACCAGCUCGGUUGAGCUCGGGAAAUUGAUCAGAGAAUUGGCGGACAUUUUCGAGAUUGCGAGCAAGAAGGACGGGCUGAUCCGGGCGUGGAACGAGUGGAAGGCGAUUCACGAAGACUAUCCCUCACUGCCCGGCGGAUCGACGACGACGACGACGACGACGGCAGCGACAUUAGGCGUCGGGCAGCAGACGGGUGGGGGCUCUCGCGUGUUGAGGCUGAAGAGCUCGACGGCGCAAUCAUCCCGAUCGGCAGCGAAUCGACAGGGUGGAUGGGGCACUGCAGGGUCGGUGGCGAAUAGCUUCCCGUCUCUGGCGUCGGCGAAUGCAUCUCUGUCCAGGGCUGGAGGGGGAGGAGGAGGAGGAGGAGGAGGAGCUCGAUCUGGGACGACACCAUGGACGUCGGCCAGCGCCUCUGCCACACCCUCUCCACAGGUCUCGCGAGGUCCGUCGUCGUCAACGACAACGACGAACGCAGCCAGAAAGACGCCGGCAGCAGCAGCGACGGCAUCAGAUGCAUUCCCAGCAUUACCUGCAGCAGCAAAACCAACCAGCACGCUAUUCAUGCCCGGCAGUAGCGGAGCCGGAGUGCGGCGCGUCAACAGCCCAGCCGUGGGAGGAGUGAAUGCUUGGGGUGGUGGCGGUGGUGUAGCAGCAGGCCCGGCACGUUCAGCAUCAAGCAGCGGCGGGACACAGACACCUGUGGACGGCGGCGAAGAGAGCGCGACAGGCAACAGGAAGAAGGGGGGAAACAAGAACAAGAAGCAGACGUUGUUCCAUUUUGGAUAAUUAAGUUGAAGAAUCUGAGAUUGGCACAUGGGGUGGUGGAUUGGUGGAUUGGGUGAUUUAGCGUGGCGUAUUUGCAGGUGGGUGGAGGGAGUGUGGUGGAGGGGCAGUAGAAGUGUGCACAGAUGAGUGAUGGAUACUGUAUUGUGUAUGUAUAUAUAUAUAUAUAUGCAUGUC
Molecule: messenger RNA, 2983 nt
Organism: Pseudovirgaria hyperparasitica
Lineage: Eukaryota; Fungi; Ascomycota; Dothideomycetes; Acrospermales; Acrospermaceae
Exons: 1
Coding region: 329-2809 (826 amino acids)
Biological process (GO): rescue of stalled cytosolic ribosome; protein ubiquitination
Molecular function (GO): ribosome binding; ubiquitin protein ligase activity
Source: RefSeq, a predicted model, not a curated record